Messenger RNA from Hypoxylon trugodes, 1017 nucleotides. RefSeq lists its product as uncharacterized. The coding region runs from base 17 to 478 and encodes 153 amino acids. The transcript has 2 exons. The record is from RefSeq and is a predicted model, not a curated record. Lineage: Eukaryota; Fungi; Ascomycota; Sordariomycetes; Xylariales; Hypoxylaceae.
CCGCCGGAAAUAAACAAUGCUUAAUCUAACCAGCACCGCAAUUCUCCGCCCGUGGCACAAACUCCUCAACCUCCCGCGCCAAUCGCCACCGUCAUGGUACCACGACAGACUCCGUGAAGAGCUCAUCGAGCGGGAAGAAGCAGGUACGCCGCUAGAGAAGCUGAGCGAGACAGCGGAUGUAUUCUUCGCCAUUAGCCGCGCUACGUACGACGGCUAUCCGGUGCGCGAGAUGCCUCGUUUCAGAUAUAGCCAUGUUCCUGUGUACGCGUACAUGCUGGCUAAGUACACGUCCCGCUGGGCGUUUUACCGUGCCUUUGCUUUCCUGUGCGACGCCCCGGAUUGCCGCGCUGUUCGCGAGGUUGUGAAUCCGACUAAAGAUCAUAAGCUUGAUCAAGUUAGCGAGCGUGAUAACAUCAAUUCGGAUAAGUUUAGACGCCUUGGUCGUUGGUUGCGUCGCGUCUGGCCGUUAUUCCCGUAGCUGCGGGGAGGAAGGUAUGUUGCAGAUUGUUGAUGAAUGAUGAGAUGCAAGCGGCUAACGACAUUCCCAGGUCACCCCGGCUAACCCCAGAAGCAUGGGACGGAAUACUUGCAUUGCAGGUAAACAGGGUCAUGAGUUAUACGAGAUCGCGAAGCCGGGAAAUAUCGGAUGGUGAGACGUUGAAGGCUGAGACAUGAGGAAAAGAAAACAUCCUUGCGUAAAUUUUCCAAUAUGAGUCAAGUUGAUACUUGAUGCACGAAGCCGCCUACCUAGGUACAUCAGCAUCGCCAAUGCGGCGUUUACUUAAUAUCUAGGUUGUAUAAGGUCUGCUUCUCUGGUUAUAUACCUAAAUAAGGUAUAAGCACCAUCUAAGCCUUGCUUAACCUGUUUGGUUUAUAUUGGACAAAGCUGAGCAUGAUACGUGGACAGACUAAGAUGAAUAUCUAUGCCGAAGUAGGUGUAUGAGUUGUAAUAUUGAAAAGGUACCAGAGCAUUGAUUGGUCCGGUCCUAGGAAAUAACCAGUACUAGGGUCCUCUGG